AUGGGAUCGCAUCCAAUGUCUCUACGGGACCGCCAGGUCGCCUCUAUCCAAAAGAUCCUCAAUUUGAACCACGACCCGAAAACUGCAGAAGAUGGCUCAUCCCAUGAGGUCUCCGCACAGGGCCUUGUCUCUCAAUCGACACCGAUAUUGAAUGAAGAUGGCGAUCCAAUCUGGAAAGUGCUGGUCUUUGACAACAUGGGGCGGGACGUUAUCAGUAGCGUUCUCCGUGUCAAUGAUCUACGAGCGUGGGGUGUUACGAUCCAUCUAAACAUCAAUUCCACUCGAUACCCCAUUCCUGAUGUCCCGGUCGUUUAUCUCCUUGAACCUACUCCUGCAAAUAUUCAGGCGAUUACGAAAGACUUGUCCCAAGGCCUCUACACCCCUGCUUAUGUGAACUUCUUGUCCUCCGUACCCCGGCCGCUUCUCGAGGAUUUCGCCUCCCAGAUUGUGUCGACAGGUUCAUCGGAGCAUAUCGCCCAGGUUUUUGACCAAUAUCUGAACUUCAUUGUCGCUGAGCCCGACCUCUUUAGCCUCGGCCUUGGUAACGAUGCCUACUGGAAAAUCAAUAGUGCGCAAACAAGUGACGAGGACCUCGAUGCAAUUGUGGAUAAAAUUGUGAGCGGGCUGUUUAGCGUGAGCGUUACUAUGGGCUCCAUCCCAAUCAUACGCUGCCCCAAAGGCGGUGCUGCAGAACUAAUAGCGACUAAACUUGACCGAAAACUCCGGGAUCACAUUCUAAACUCAAAAGACAAUCUAUUCUCUAAUAGGAAAUCCACUCCUGGAGUGCCUUCGUCGCGACCUGUUCUGAUCAUCGUCGACCGCAAUGUGGAUUUAGUUCCGAUGCUGUCGCAUUCAUGGACGUACCAAUCUUUGGUCCAAGAUGUUCUUCAAAUGCGUCUCAAUCGAAUCACGAUAGAAACACCAGUGGAUGAGUCGAACCCAUCGAGAGGAGUCACAAAAAAAGCAUAUGACCUCAACAGCAAUGACUUCUUCUGGAAGCGCAACGCCGGAGCUCCAUUCCCCCAGGUGGCAGAAGACAUCGAUGCUGAACUCACUCGAUACAAGGAGGAUGCAAAUGAAAUCACCCGAAAGACGGGUGCCUCCUCAAUCGAAGACCUUCAGAAUGAUACAAGCGCCUCUGCGCAGCACCUGAAGGCUGCCAUCACCCUUCUCCCGGAGUUGCGGGAGCGUAAAGCCGUCUUAGAUAUGCACAUGAAUAUCGCAACAGCUCUCCUGAAAGGCAUCAAAGAUCGCCAACUCGACAACUUCUUUGAGCUGGAGGAAAAUAUUACCAAGCAAUCUAAGACUCAGAUCAUGGAGCUGAUCAAUGAUUCUGCGAAAGGCAACGAGCCAUUGGACAAGCUUCGGCUUUUCCUCAUCUGGUUUCUGAGCACGGAGACCGAAUUGUCUCGCACAGACAUGAGUCAGUUCGAGGAAGCUCUCACGCGAGCGGGAGUCAAUGACUUCAGCCCUUUAGCCUAUGUCAAACAGGUCCGGGAAAUUACCCGCAUGACGAUGAUGACAACGGCCGCACCGCAGCAACAAUCAUCUGAUAUUUUCCGUGGCUUUUCGUCACUGUCGAACCGACUGACCGAUCGCAUCACGUCUGGUGCUUUGGGAGCUAAUUUUGACUCACUUAUAUCUGGCGUCAAGAACUUCCUUCCUGUGAACAAGGACUUGACCCUAACCAAGAUCACCGAGUCUAUCAUGGACCCAGCCUCAGCGUCUAGUUCCGCAAUUGCCAAAACCGAAAACUACCUUUACUUCGACCCUCGUAGCGCUAAUGCCCGCGGUGCCAUGCCACCUGCGUCCUCAACCCGCAAUGCGCAGACUUCCGGCGCCAGCGCAGGUCCAGGAACUGGAGCCACCUUCGGACAGCGUCGACAAGCGUUCAAUGAGGCGAUUGUAUUUACUGUUGGCGGAGGUAGCAUGGACGAAUACGGCAACUUGCAGGACUGGGUGGCUCAGACAAGUGGACAACCGGGCUAUGAUGGCGCAGGAGUCGGCAACCGUCCAAGUGCUGGGUCUAUGAGUGUCCCUAGACGCAGGGUUGUAUAUGGCAGUACGGACUUGAUGAACGCAAAUGAGUUCCUUGAAGAGUCAUUGGCCAAACUGGGUCGAGAAAGUUGA
Messenger RNA from Aspergillus tanneri, 2130 nucleotides. RefSeq names its product syntaxin-binding protein (gene sly1). The record is from RefSeq and is a predicted model, not a curated record. Gene Ontology annotation, molecular function: syntaxin binding. Gene Ontology annotation, biological process: intracellular protein transport; endoplasmic reticulum to Golgi vesicle-mediated transport. The transcript is spliced from 4 exons. NCBI's taxonomy places the organism in Eukaryota, Fungi, Ascomycota, Eurotiomycetes, Eurotiales, Aspergillaceae. The coding region runs from base 1 to 2130 and encodes 709 amino acids. Gene Ontology annotation, cellular component: cytosol; Golgi membrane.